This is a messenger RNA of Pocillopora verrucosa, 1549 nucleotides long. RefSeq names its product coiled-coil domain-containing protein 115-like. Lineage: Eukaryota; Metazoa; Cnidaria; Anthozoa; Scleractinia; Pocilloporidae. Gene Ontology annotation, biological process: vacuolar proton-transporting V-type ATPase complex assembly. The record is from RefSeq and is a predicted model, not a curated record.
AUGGAGGACAUAUGUGAGGAACUUGAUCGGUUCACCGUUGAAUUUUUUGACACUCUCGAAUGUCUUCAGGAGAAAAGGGAAUACCUAAAUGCUUCAAUAAGAGAUGGAUAUCUAAACCUGUCAAAGGCUCGUUAUUCGAUGGGAAACAAAUCCGUGGGUGCUUUGCAAUAUAGUCAUAAAAUGGACUGCGCGCUGUAUCAUGUAAGUUUAUUUGGAGACAUUUCUAAAGAGGAGUCCGAAAACGCUGUUGUAACGUUCGAAAUGGAGAAAGCACUGCCAAGAAGAGCAAAGGGUACUUCAAAAACUGGUUAUAAUGAAAAAGAAGAAGAGGAAAACGUAGUCAGAAGAAGGAAACCUCAAAGAUCAGGUGCUUCGAGCGAUGAAGCAACGUCGCGUAUCCAGGAAUUGUAUAUCUCUAAAGAGGAAAACUUGCCUGUAGAAGAUGAAAAUGUUGAUGGUUGUGUUCAAGAUCCCCUUAAAUGGUUUGGAAUCUUGGUUCCUGGUUGUUUAAAAACGGGUCAAAAGAAUUUUCAGAGCGCCGUUGAACUAAGCUGUGACAUUGUCAACCUUGAAAUGAAGGUGAAAGAGAUCAUAGAGAAGUUGAACGUUUUAAAAAUUCGGAAGAAAGAAUUGUUAGAAGAGAGGAACAAAUUGCAAGAAAUCGAAGACUGAUUGUUACCUUACAAAAAAAAAGGUUGUGAUAUCUUGGGCGAUAUAUUAGCUCUUUUCUUUGUAGGAUAUCAAAUGUAGGAUAUUUUCUGUAUUAAAAUAUUCAUGAGUAAGAGAUCAGGUACAUGUACCAACACAAUGAGGGGUCUUCAAUUGUUUAGUGGAGAAGUAUCGCAGUUACAUCAGGAAUGAACUUAUUUGAUUUUGAGGUUGAUCAAGGAGGAGCCAAUUGUUCAGACAAUAUGGGAUCUUAAAUGAUCUUAGAGAACAAACUAAACUUUAUAAAUUAAUGAAGAGGGUAAAUUUCUAAAAAAGCUGUGGUGCUGCAUCAGUGGGGGUUUUACCAGAUGCUAUUGUUUUAUCAACUGAGUUGAUCAUGCAAAUAUGCCACUUAAGAGAGUUUCAAAUGUUAGCCCUUUGUCAGAACAAAUAUCAGGUUUCAAUUAACUUCAUCAACCAAAUCAGGAUAAUUUCCUUCCAAGCUGAAGAUCUGGGAUAUUUAGUGGAAUUUAACCAUUUACUCCCUAACAUCAGUAUGCAUAUUCUCCAUAUUACUCCUCAGACAUUUCCAAGGGUUCUGACAAGGAGAAUUUGUUCAACAAUCAAGAGCUUCUUUAAUUGGUUAUCAUCUCCUUCAUUCUCCUAACCUUAAUGUUUGAUUCAGGGAUGAUGUUGUAAGGAGAAAUUAGAUGUUAGUCAGUCUUAGAGGUUAAAGGGUUAAACAAAGAGCAUAAAAGUGCUGGUAAUUAUGAUUAUGCAGUUCUUCACAAAUAUGUGUUUGUUGGCUGACUUCAAAUGAGUUAGUGAACUUGGAAAAAGUUUAUCUCCUUGUUUUUUUAUAAAAUUAUGGUUAACUUGAUUACCUCUUAGGAGUGACUGG